This is a messenger RNA of Ambispora leptoticha, 1353 nucleotides long. Lineage: Eukaryota; Fungi; Glomeromycota; Glomeromycetes; Archaeosporales; Ambisporaceae. The record is from the annotation of a GenBank genome assembly.
AUGUCACAAAAGCUACCAACUUCAUCACCAAAAUAUAAUGUUCAGCUUAUAUCCACGGAACUUAAACUCACUGCUGUUCCGGUACACGCACCACAGAGAAACAAUCGCGAUUGCAAUGAGCCUCAGGCCACACGUUCUUUGCUACUGUUGUUACAAGAACAUUUUAAUACCGAUAGAAAAGUUUUGGUUGCAGCAUUAGAGGCCUAUGAAUACUACUACAAUGAUGAUGACAAUGCUGUGGCGUUAUACAUUUCAAAAGUGGAUACUACUGGUUUUCAAAAGCCUGUAAGUGAAGGUGGCAUCAAAAGUCUCACUAAAUUGCUAAUUUCGGGGUUCCUGAGUUACUAUGCAACACAACUCAAACACCUGAGAGUCAAAUUACAUUUGUGUGCUCGCGCACAGCCGGAGUAUUUAUUUACCUAUUCUGCAAAAAAUCCAGCAAAACGCUUGUUAAGUGACGUGCAAUUGAUUAGAUGGUGGAAAACGUUGCUUCAACAAUUAUUUGCUGCUAAUGAUAAAGAUGAUGAUAAUAAUAUUAAGGGGUGGUUCCUUAUUCCAGGUGUUACGUCUGAACAUGAAGCUCGACGUUUGAUCAAAGAUCCGAUUGUGAGUCCAACAGAAGCAUCAGAUAGCCACUUUUGGACAUAUGGAUCUCCUUAUUCGGAUUCUGCGAUUGCUGAACAAGUGGUCCCGCGGUUUGCUGAUGACCCGAAAUUACGUUUUUUUGAAACUUUGAAUGAUCCUGAAUAUCAAAAAGAUGAUGAUGAUGAUGGUCCGACAAACUUUACCGUUAAAGAGUUUUGGGAAAUGAUUUCUAUCACUACAGAGUUUAACUCUGGAAAAAAUUCUGCAUUUUUUUGGAUAUACUUUGGGGGUUCUGCUCAACGUAGCUCCUCUUUUGUUACUACCGAAGAUGAUGAUUCUAAAGACUCGAAAUUACAAUCAAUAAAAGUAACAGCAAUUAAGAAACUGGAUGGAUUGACCUUGACUGAUGCCCAAUAUUACCAUGUAAUUUCAAACUUAGAAAAUUUGGAGUUCUUUCCAUUAGAAGUGUCAAUAGACUCCACAAACACUUUUGCACAACUUUUGAGGGAAAUAUGCUCAUCCGAGCUUGGAAUUACAUUCAACGGGAAAUUAAACAGUUCUGAUCAAGAAAAAACUAGUAAUCUCUUAAUGAAUCAACAAUCGACUUCAUCUGUUUCUUCUAGAACAUCUACAUCAAAAACGCCUUCAUCCAACAUAGAUGUCUUUGAUUCCCAAUUAUCUUCAACACCCUCCGUCGACAUGUCAAAAGAGUCGUUAGAGAAAACUGAGUUAAAUAUCAAGCGAGUGAAAAAAUCUGGUAAUGGUUGA